Messenger RNA from Malassezia globosa CBS 7966, 315 nucleotides. RefSeq lists its product as uncharacterized. The coding region runs from base 1 to 315 and encodes 104 amino acids. The transcript has 3 exons. The record is from RefSeq and is a predicted model, not a curated record. Gene Ontology annotation, biological process: mitochondrial respiratory chain complex I assembly. NCBI's taxonomy places the organism in Eukaryota, Fungi, Basidiomycota, Malasseziomycetes, Malasseziales, Malasseziaceae.
AUGGCGUCUGGUUUCGGUGUGAAUGGAGGUCCAUCGCGCUGCUUCUCAUUCUGGCAAGACUUUCGCAAGUGUUACGUGUCGUCGGAGUCGCCAGCAGAAUGCUCGCUUCUAAGAGACGACUACCUAGAAUGCUUGCAUCACACAAAAGAGCUUGAGCGUGCAAACAAGAUCCAGAACCGCAUGAUCGAGGUUCAGCACCAAGAGUCCAAGCGCGCUCGCGAUAUUGCCAAGGCGGGCGGAGACAAUGCGCUGCGUCUCGGCUUCAUUGAUGUGAACGAGAGUCCCAAAGACACGCCGCAGGAAUCCCAAGUCUGA